AUGUACUCUGCCCAUCGACUGGCUAGUCACUGGAUUUCUGGGGCGCGAGUUGCCUGGUUGCCUGGCGCAAGUAAAUUCCUCGCGCUAGUGAUUCGCAUUCGACUUAACUUGUACCAGCACCCCGUCGAUCUUCCUCCUACAUCGCUCCCCCAACCUCUACCCAAGGAUUCCUCCGACGACAUCUUGACAGUCACCAGACCAAGAGAAUACACCCGCAAGCACCAAAAUCCCAUCGAGCUCAGCACACGCCUCUACUUGCCAGUUGCGAGCAUCAACGUCGUCAACAUGCCUGCCGCCGGUCGCGGAGACCCGCUGACCAAGACCACUAACUACAACUGGACCGACGAUGAGUACAGUACGCUCCACAUCAUUCAAGUCGAGCAUGCCUACCUCGAAGGACCGGAUAUUACGCGGCUCUGGCACCAGCGAUUCCCACAGCACAUGAGUCAAGGCCGCGAGUACAAUGCCACCAAGUUGAAGGAGACCUGGCAGUUCCGCCACUACAAGGGAAAGUCCGCGAAGUGGAAGACGAUCGCGCGCCCAAACCGCAGACCAGAAGGAGAGGAUCAGACUCAGCACACGGCACAAGAGCAGGCGCACUUCCAAACACUCCGCCAGGAGUUGCAAACUGCUGCAAACGCUUGUACGCCUCCCAUCACUCUCCAGGCUCCUACGGCUCCAGUCGACUCUGGUAUCAUGUGUGGCUGCAAUGCCUGUCAGCGCAAGGUCCAGGGGCGCGACACUGCAGCUGCUCAGAGCGAUGCUGUGAAGGACAAGAAGGGCAAAGGGAAAGCCCGCGGCAUCAGCGCAAAGGCGAGCAGUGUGAACGGAGUCAGCAAGAAGACCGACAAGGAGUCUGCUCGCAACAAGCGCCCAGUCAAGAAGAGUUCAGCGCUCGGAGACAAGCAGCCGCGCUCACGCCGUGAGAUGAAGCGUCCCAUCUAUGCUGAUCCUAGAAGCGAGAGCGAUGAAAAUGAUGCCGAGAUGGAAGAGGAAGAGAUGGAAGAGGGCAGCGAUCCUGACGCCAUGGACCUGGAUGACGACAAUCUCAUUGAUGAGCCCACACAACCGACCUCUCGUCCACAGGACGCAGUUCCUGGAUUGGGUAUGCCGGCCGCCUCGAUGAGGAAUGGAGCAAUGUCUAAGAAGUUGUCCACCAUCGCUUUGAGUGAGAGCAAGCCGGCGACUCACAUGAAUACUGGACCAUCUCGGUACAACGGCCAGGAUCGUGCUACCUCGAACCAAUUCAACCUUGGCAAUGCAUCUUCUAGGCCGGGAGCACACACCAUGUUGUCGAUCCGCACAUCUCAAGUCAACGCCGCUGCUCCGGAAAACGCUCGGAGUCAGUCAGACAGAAGCUCAAGCGGCGGAAAGACAGCUACGAAGCCAUCUGGAGCGUCUCAUCCUCAUGGGAAGAAGGUGGACGAGCCAGCCGUCGACUUGGCCAACGUUGAGCGCGCCGAGGGAUCUCUCCGUAUGGUCCACUACAAGAACCUCUUCGUGGCAGACGACAAGCUCCGCCUCCAAGACGGAUUCACCUUGGUGAAGCAAGACACCCCUCUCUACCGCCACGGCGGUCAAGUGAUGAUGAUCGCCCCAUCGCUCCAAAAACCAGGCCCAUUCAUGGUCUGCGACACCAACAAGUGUACUGGCUGCAAGCGCAAAGCAGAAAAGAACUUGGAAUCGCCAACCGAAGGCUUGCCAUUUGUUCACCUGCGCCAGUGUCUUCGCGAUGAACAUUCUGGCCGUCUUCUGUUCCAGCCAGAGGAUAUCUGCGAGAACCUCCCGGCGUCUUCUGAUCAGCCGCUUGACCUCGCGAACGUCGUCAUCGUCUGUCCUGGCUUGGGAGCGAAGGUGUACCGCGUUGUGGUGUGCGAUGUCAAUGGCUGCACGUACUGUAGCCAACGCGAAGCUAGGGGCCUUCCACGAGGGCUUUCGGACAUCACAUUCAAUCAGACGCCAUCGCUCUACGGAAAAAGGAAGGUCGCUGAACAUGAUUACGAACUGAACAGGAUCGCGUGCUGGAAAUCGCGGCGCUGUACGUCUGGACACGAAUGGCAAACGAGCAUCAGGAUAGGAAGCUAUGGGCAGGAGAACUGGGAAGAUUUGCCAACAACCUCAGGAGCAUCGGAUUAG
Molecule: messenger RNA, 2136 nt
Organism: Pseudocercospora fijiensis CIRAD86
Lineage: Eukaryota; Fungi; Ascomycota; Dothideomycetes; Mycosphaerellales; Mycosphaerellaceae
Exons: 6
Coding region: 1-2136 (711 amino acids)
Source: RefSeq, a predicted model, not a curated record